Messenger RNA from Dioscorea cayenensis subsp. rotundata (Guinea yam), 921 nucleotides. Its product is annotated as tropinone reductase homolog At2g29290-like. The transcript has 5 exons. Bases 79 to 864 code for a protein of 261 amino acids. Gene Ontology annotation, molecular function: oxidoreductase activity. NCBI's taxonomy places the organism in Eukaryota, Viridiplantae, Streptophyta, Magnoliopsida, Dioscoreales, Dioscoreaceae. The record is from RefSeq and is a predicted model, not a curated record.
CCUAAUUCCACAUUGUGAAAAGAGAGAGAGAGAGAGAAAUAACAAAGGAGAAGAGAAAAACAUUCUUAGUAGAAAACAAUGACCACCACCAACAUCACCGACAAGCGAUGGUCUUUGCAAGGAAGCACAGCUUUGGUUACUGGUGGCUGCAACGGAAUAGGACUUGGAAUAGUCAAAGAACUAGUAUCACUCGGUGCCACUGUUCAUGUAUGUGAUAAAAAUGAACCUGACCUGAUCAAACGUUUAGAACAAUGGGAAGAACAGCACCUUCCAAUCACCGGAUCAUUAUGUGAUGUUUCGUCGAGGGAUGAUCGGCAUAAACUCAUUGAAAAAGUCUCUUCUCUGUUCAAUGGCAAGCUUGACAUUCUGGUAAAUAAUGCGGGUGUGGUGCUUUUCAAACCAACUGUGAGUUAUACUGCUGAAGAAUUCUCAUUCAUUAUGAGUACAAAUUUUGAAUCAGCAUUCCAUUUGAGCCAACUUGCUCACCCUCUCUUGAAGGCUUCUGGCUCUGGUAGCAUUGUGUUCAUUUCGUCAAUUGCUGGGCUGAUUGGUGCCAAUAAUGUGUCUCUUUAUGCAACAAGUAAAGCGGCUAUGAAUCAACUCACCAAAAAUUUAGCUUGUGAGUGGGGAAAAGACAAUAUUCGAGCUAAUGGCAUUGCACCCGCCCUAAUUAGAACCCCACUUUUGUUACAGAAUUAUGGAAAUAAAAAAAUUUCAGAAAAAAUAACUCAUGUUCCUCUUGGACGUGCUGGUGAGCCACAGGACGUAGCUUCUCUUGCAGCUUUCCUUUGUCUUCCGGCAGCUUCAUACAUUACCGGUCAAAUCAUUUGCGUCGAUGGAGGCCGCUCGAUCAAUAUUUCAUAAUCAUGCAAUAGAAGAAAAUUAGAAUAUUGUAAUUUUAUUUUUUAUUAAAUAUGGAUA